AUGGGAACAAUGAAUGAUGAAUUUUAUUCCGGUGUUAAUGAUAUUAAAAACAACAACAUAAAUAAAGAUCCUCCUGAACGCAAUGGCAGAAUCAUUGUAAGAAAUAUAUCUUUUAAAGCUACAAAGGAAGCUCUAAAGGAGCAUUUUUCUAAGUUUGGGACUGUAAAUGAAGUGAAUCUGUUAAAAAAACCAGAUGGAAGGCUUGUUGGAUGUGGUUUCGUGCACUUUGAAGAUGUUGCAAUUGCUGAGAAGGCUAUUAAGGCUACAAAUAAAAGACCAUUUUUGGAUCGCCCCAUUUAUGUAGCUUUUGCAGUACCUAAAAAGAACUAUGUACAAAAUAUACAAAACGAAGAUGCAAGAAGAAGGUUUAACAGCAUUUCAUCAGAAGAUGACCAUAAAUCCAAUGUUAAAAAUGAGAAAAGUGAUGUCACAGAAAAGCCUAAAGAAGAAAAAAAUAAAAUACGAAUAAACCGCAAUGCUCGUCUUAUUCUUCGUAAUGUGUCUUUCAAAGCGACUGAAGAGACAUUAAAGGAGCAUUUUGAACCUUAUGGUGAUGUAUUGGAGGUGAAAUUGCUUAAAAAACCUGAUGGAAAGCUGGUUGGAUGUGCUUUUGUACAUUUUAAGAAUGUACCAAUGGCAAAGAAAGCACUGUUAAAUACAAAUAUGAAACCAUUUUUAGGUCGACCUAUAUCUGUGGACUGGGCGGUCGCCAAGAAUAAAUAUAUGCAGCAUCAAGUGAACCAGCAGAUUGAACUGGAAGAGAAUGUGAAACAAGAGUCAGACAGUGAUAAUGAUCAAAAACCAUUAAAUGUGUCUACUGAUGAAGUAAAGUCUGAGGUUAAGAGUGAGAGUGAUUCAGAUGCAGAAUCAGACAAAGAUGAUUCAGAUAGUGAUAAUGAUGACGAGAGUGACCAGGAACAAGAGUCGGAAGAAGACGAUCAAAGUGACUUUAAUGAAGAUGAGGAAGCAGAUGUAGACGAAAAAGUUAAUAUCAAGGAAGAAAGACAACGUAUAAAACUAAACGACGCAGAAGAUGGAUGUACUGUUUUUAUUACAAACAUACCAUUCAGCGUAGAUAAUGACCAGCUCAAGGAGUUUGCAGAGAGAACUGGACCUGUGAAAUACGCACUCAUCUGUGUUGACAGAAUGACAGAGCAUUCAAAAGGCUCUGGAUUCGUUAAGUUUGCUAGUCAAGAGCAUGCCGACACAUUUUUAUCACUACCAGCCGACCAACUGAAGUUAGACGGUCAAGUGCUGCAAAUAAAGCCAGCUCUAAAAAGAGAAAACUUACAGAAAGGAAACAAGAAGGAAGCUAAGGACAACAGGAACUUGUAUCUGGUUAAAGAAGGAGUUGUAGUAGCGGGCACGAAAGCAGCGGUAGGCGUGUCCGCCUCUGACAUGUCUAAGCGACUCACGCUCGAACGCAGCAAAACACAGAUGUUGAAGAAUUUGAACAGAUUCGUAUCCCGGUAUCGUCUAGUGGUAUCCAACUUGCCCGCACACUUUGACGACUCCAAGCUCCGACGUAUAUGCGUGAACGCAGGAGAUAAGCGAGCCACCGUCACUGAGUGUAGGGUGAUGAGAGACUUAAGGACGCCCCCUGGGAGGGAUGGCAAGCAUCCGUCGAAAGGCUACGGUUUCGUUAUGUUCACACGACAUGAAGACGCUUUGGCGUGCCUACGAAAACUCAACAACAAUCCAGAUAUAUUUGACAAAAACAAUAGGCCAAUCGUAUCUUUUUCAAUAGAAGACAGAACAGCAUUAAACGCACGCAAGAAAAGACUAGAAAAAUCUAUAGCUAACAAUCCAUUAGCAAAGAAGAAUGAAAAUGAUGAAAAUGGUACCACAGAUAACAAUAAGAAAAAUAGGAAGAGAAAAUCUAAGAUAGCACCAGAUGAAAGUUACGCAGCCGCAAAGAGAAGAAAAUUCGGGAAAAAUAAAUUCAGUCAAAAUCAAAAUAUGGAAGGUAAUAAUGAUAUAGGCGGAAAGUUUGUCAAAAAGCCUAGAGAAGAUGAUUUUGGCGAAUACACAGGGUUAACAGCGAAGCAGGGAGCCCAACACAAAAUGAGGAGUAACCAUAAAUUGAGAGCGCAGGCGGAUAUCCAUAGACAGACUGUUAAGAUGGAGAAAAAGAAGAGUAAGAGAUCACAGCGAUUCAAGAUGGCGGCGAAAGAAAGAGUAAAGCAGCCGAAACAGAAGAUAAACAAAAACCCCAACCAAAAGAGAAAUAAGAAGUUUAAACCUAAAUCUAAGUAUGAAAUGUUGAGAGGAUAA
Messenger RNA from Arctia plantaginis, 2274 nucleotides. The record is from the annotation of a GenBank genome assembly. Lineage: Eukaryota; Metazoa; Arthropoda; Insecta; Lepidoptera; Erebidae.